Pantherophis guttatus is the source of this 1015-nucleotide messenger RNA. It is a transcript of the gene COMTD1, whose product is annotated as catechol-O-methyltransferase domain containing 1. The record is from RefSeq and is a predicted model, not a curated record. NCBI's taxonomy places the organism in Eukaryota, Metazoa, Chordata, Lepidosauria, Squamata, Colubridae. Gene Ontology annotation, molecular function: S-adenosylmethionine-dependent methyltransferase activity; O-methyltransferase activity.
AAAAAGCAGCCAAAGCUUUUCCUUGCCGGAUCCGCUUCCCACCACCUUUGCUCCGGGCAUGGUUUUCUCCGGUUUCUCCCGCGAGACCCUCCUGGGGGGCACGGCGGCUGUUGGGGCGGCGCUGGCGGUGGGCUUCCUGGCGGGCAGAAGAUACCGUGGGUCAGAUUUAUUCGCCUUUGGCACCUCCGGCCAUUCAUGCGGCUUCUUGCAAGGGACUGGCAACCUACACAAAUACGUCUUGGAUCAUUCGGUACGAGAGCAUCCACUUUUGAAGAAGCUGAGAUUGGCUGCAACUUCUACUCCUGGCAAAAAGCUGUGGAUCUCUUGUGAUCAGGCCCAGUUGGUGACAAACCUGAUCAGGCUUGUUGGAGCAAAAAAGGUAAUUGAGAUAGGAGUUUCUGCUGGGUACAAUACUUUAAGCAUGGCUCUAGUCCUACCAGAAGAUGGCAGAAUCGUUGCCUGCGAGAUCAAUGAAGAUUUGGCCAGUAUCGGAAAGCCAGUGUGGAAAGAGGCCGGGGUGCUACGUAAGAUCGAUCUAAGGAUAAAACCAGCCAUUGAAACGUUAGAGGAACUUCUGGCCAAUGGUGAAGCUGGAACAUUUGACCUGGCUUUCAUCCAUGCGGACAAAGAGAGUUACAACGAUUACUAUGAAAAAUGUUUACGGCUCAUAAAAAAAGGGAAGAUAUUAGUUCUUGACAACGUCUUGGUAUCGGGAAAAGUACUUAAACCAGGCAAAAGUGAUCGCGCAGCCCAGCAUAUUCAUCAGCUAAACGAAAAAAUCUUCCACGAUCCUCGUGUGAACAUCAGUAUGAUCCUGAUUGGAAAUGGGAUAACUUUAGGAUUUAAGCUAUAGUUAAGGAGGGGAAGGAAGGUAGGAUACGCUGAGCACUCUCACUCCUCAGGGAUAAUGAUUUAGAGUUGUGAAAUUGUCUAUUUUGUCCUUAUUUCUUUAAAUGUGUUUAGGGUGGCAUCGUGCAUUACACAAAUUAAAAAAUAAUAAUAAUCCCAAAAUGUC